AAUGGAGAACCCAUUGUUGUUUCGUUAUCAAAAAUUCUGUUGUUAAUUUGAUAAUAAUGUUUCGCUUCGCGAUAUUCACUUUUUUUGUUCAAUUUUAAUUAUUUAAGUAAGUUUUUAAUUAAAGAAGAAAGAUGAACGUGAUUACAGCUGUCAAGAAUUACAUAUCGAUGAUGACCGAAGACAGUGGACCCGGCAUGAAAGUACUUUUAAUGGAUAAAGAAACUACCAGUAUCGUCAGCAUGGUUUACAGCCAGUCUGAAAUUUUACAAAGAGAAAUAUAUUUAUUCGAGAGGAUCGACAUGAUAGCAAAUAGUGAAACGAUGAAACAUCUCAAAUGCAUCGUGUUUCUUCGACCGACUCGAGAAAAUAUUACGUUAUUGUCCAGGGAGCUACGAAGUCCUCGUUACGGAGUGUAUUAUAUAUAUAUGAGUAAUAUAAUCGCCAAAGCUGAUGUUAAAGUUUUAGCUGAAAACGACGAACAAGAGGUUGUCCGAGAAUUACAGGAGUUUUACGCUGAUUAUUUAGCUGUUUCGCCACAUUUAUUUUCAUUCAACAUACCAGUUUGCGUACAAGGUAACAGCUGGGAUCCUGUUCAGCUUCAACGUUGCACCCAAGGAUUAAUAGCUGUUCUAUUAUCGUUGGAAAAAGUACCUGUUAUUCGUUAUCAAGGGUUUUCCGAACUAGCACGAAGAUUAGCGGAAAGAGUUAAUGACGUAGUUCAUAAAGAAGACCGUCUUUUUAGUUUGAGAAAUGAAGUCCCUACCGUCCUACUGAUUCUAGACAGACGCGAAGAUCCUAUUACUCCUUUACUUACGCAGUGGACUUAUCAAGCAAUGGUUCACGAACUUUUUACCAUCAAUAAUAACCGAGUGGAUUUACGCCACGUUGAAGGCAUAUCGAAAGAAUUACAAGAAGUUCUAUUAUCGCCCUUACAAGAUGAAUUUUAUGCACAAAAUAUGUUUAAAAAUUACGGAGAAAUAGGCCAAACCAUUAAAGGUCUAAUGGACGAAUAUCAAGUGAAAGCAAAAAGUCACCAAAAGCUAGAAAGUAUCGGAGAUAUGAAAAAUUUCAUCGAAAAUUAUCCCCAGUUCAAGAAAAUGUCCGGUACCGUAGCAAAACACGUUACUAUUGUCGGUGAAUUAUCAAACGCCGUAGCGAAACAUCAUCUAUUAGAAGUUUCCGAAAUAGAACAACAAAUCACGUGUCAAAAUCAACACGCGCAGCAAUUACAAAAAAUCAAGACGAUAUUGUCCGCUGGUAAAAUUCGUCAUGAAGAAGCUGCCAAAUUGGUCAUGUUAUACGCAUUAAGGUACGGAACACAUCCAAAUAACCAUAUCAAUGGUUUAUUAACCAUGUUAUCUAAUGAAUUGGGAGUUUCCCAGCGUUGGAUUCAGUUGAUUCAUAAAGUUAUCGAAUAUGGUAGUAAACAAUCCCAUCUGAAUGAUAAUUUUGGCACACAAGAAGCAGUUAUACAAAUUACCAAACGGAUUUUUAAAGAUCUACAAGGCGUUGAAAAUAUUUACACUCAGCAUACUCCAUUACUGAAAGAAACGGUCGAAGAUCUUCUCAGAGGAAAGCUGAAAGAGAACAAUUUUCCAUUUCUUAAUUCAUUUGACAUUCCUAACACUAGACCGUCUGAUGUUAUAGUGUUUAUUGUUGGUGGCACUACGUACGAAGAAUCUUUAGCAAUACACCAGUUAAAUUGUACAUUCCCUAACGCUAGAAUAAUUCUGGGUGGAUCAAUGAUACAUAACUCGACUUCAUUUUUGAAAGAAGUAGAAUCGGCCAUCGUCGAUACUUCGCAAUCUAGUUCUACGAGUAGAUCUCAUAUUCUUCGUAACAUAAAGCGUUCCUAAUAUUUACGGUUUAAUCAUCGUAUUAUUUGAAUAUAUAUAUACCAUGCUGUUUUAUUCGAACAAUGUUUUAGCCUGUAGCUGUAUUUUUAUUUUUGCUUUGUUAUUUAUUGUUUUUUUCUUUUGUACGCUUAUGAAAUACAGUUUUUCUUUUGAA
Molecule: messenger RNA, 2010 nt
Organism: Planococcus citri (citrus mealybug)
Lineage: Eukaryota; Metazoa; Arthropoda; Insecta; Hemiptera; Pseudococcidae
Gene: Vps45
Product: vacuolar protein sorting 45
Exons: 12
Coding region: 132-1856 (574 amino acids)
Biological process (GO): intracellular protein transport; vesicle-mediated transport
Cellular component (GO): Golgi membrane
Source: RefSeq, a predicted model, not a curated record